Molecule: messenger RNA, 1170 nt
Organism: Exaiptasia diaphana
Lineage: Eukaryota; Metazoa; Cnidaria; Anthozoa; Actiniaria; Aiptasiidae
Exons: 2
Coding region: 1-1170 (389 amino acids)
Source: RefSeq, a predicted model, not a curated record
AUGGCGGCUGUUUYAGACGACUUGUUUGUGUUUGGUGAUGAUUUUGAAACAAUUUUAGACAUUCUAGAAGAAGAUGAAGCCUUGGAGGAUGAAUUUUCUACUACAGCUAGUGAUGUAGAACAGUCAGUUAUUAUUUGCAGCGAGUGCGGUAAAGAAUGCAAGUCGAAAGGAGGCUACACAAGGCAUCAUAAUGCCAAACAUGGGUCAAAACAGAAGAACUCUAAUACUUCGACGACUGAAGAGUCUCAACAAACCUCGAUUUUGACCACAGCCAUCCUCAACAAAAUAGUGCUUAAUGCACUACGAGGUAUUAUGGAAAACGGAGUGUUUGCGACUCUGAAAGACGACUUCAAUCAUUAUGAGUACAAACAACAUGAAAGUACACAAGAAUUCAUGGUGAUGAAAACUCUCUACGAAAACUAUCUGAAGAAUGCAAACACAGAAACGUUUUAUGGAAACUAUUAUGCUCAAGUACCAUUAAAAUCAACCUUGUUUUUUCCUGGACUUACCCGUAAUGCUGCUACACUUCUAGCUACUAAAGUAGCAGAUAGUAUGCUGUCAUAUUGCAACCAAAUCAAGUCUGUUAACAAGAGCCAGCAAAGCUUUGCAAAAACUGAACUCUCAGAGCAWGAGAAUGCAGGUCUGCAAUAUAUUGGAGGAUAUGUUUUACACAAACUUCAUAAGAAGUAUGCAAGAAAAUCAUCCCCUGAGAAUCAUCAGGCUAUGGCUAUUUUAAAGGCUGGUAAAUUAGAGAAAGACAUGGAAUCACACAAGUUGGUGUCAUGCUUGACCCGGGGAGGUUUAUGGUCCAUUACUAAGCCAGCCGAGAACAUUUUCUUGUAUACAGAAUGUCAUUUUAGAAAUUUAUAUUCUACGUCUGGCUUAAAUAGCAUUGACAUGUCAGGGAUCACAAAAACAGUAGUAACAGAUAGUGAGGUGAUAUCAAACUACCAAACUAUGGUCUCAGAUGCAGAACUAGUCACAAACACUCACGUUGAAAAAGAUGUUUUCAGCAGUAUUGUUAGCUUGUACAUUCGAGUCAGAUCAUUCUCCUUUGCAAAGGAUGUUUUACAACAGUAUAAAAUCAAAGCAAAGCAAACUAAGACCAAGGCACUUCGUAAAGAAAUUAUGAGGACAUGUGAGCAACAGGAACAAGAUAGGCAUGACUAA